Suillus fuscotomentosus is the source of this 790-nucleotide messenger RNA. RefSeq lists its product as uncharacterized. The transcript has 7 exons. NCBI's taxonomy places the organism in Eukaryota, Fungi, Basidiomycota, Agaricomycetes, Boletales, Suillaceae. The coding region runs from base 56 to 790 and encodes 244 amino acids. The record is from RefSeq and is a predicted model, not a curated record.
UUUACAGACUCAUCUAGUCGCACAGUUCAACAUCUGAUCCACUUAUCUCCCAUGGAUGCCACUUCGGUUCGAACAGUAUUCAGCUCUGUGCAAUUUUCCUUCUCUGCUUACCAACAGGAUCCUCAGGUUAGAGCAAAUGGAAGAUACCUCUUCACUAGAAGACUUCUCUGCUGAUGAGCGGCGAGAGCAUCGCGUGUUUGAGCACCUCUUAGAAUCUUACCCUGGCCUUUUAGAGCGACUACAGAAUGGGUCUGAAGAAGAACUUAUCCACGUUGGUGAGCUAAUUGGUAAGGGAGCCGCAGGUGCGAGGGGCGACGAUACGAAAACAUUGAACGGAGAAAUCUCGGUAUGCGGAGAUCAAUGGCCCGUAUUUUUGUAUGCCAACUAUACUUACGACGCUGAUGACCCAUGGUGUGGUCUUCUUAGGAAUCGCUUACUUGUAUCUGCUUACAAGCACGUUUUCACAUCCCCAAGUUCAGUAGACAAAGAACCCAAAGCGACACGGUCUGGAAACACUCGCCUCCAUGGCAUGAACGCUGUUAUGAUCGCUUCCAUAGCUUAUAUUGCGACGCAGGUUCGAUUUUCUCUGAGUUCCUCAUCAGUGUUUUCACGGACCGAUACGACCACAGACUCGGAGACAUUCUACCACAGUCUCCUUGACCUGCUCGAGGACCCUGAUGAAUAUAAGGAAAUCGACGAGCUGCUGACAUGGUGGAACCGGUAUAUAUUAUACAAGAAGAAAACCCUAUCAAAAGAUAUAAGUGAUGACCAGGACAGGCCAAAAUUGUAG